Molecule: messenger RNA, 697 nt
Organism: Trichosurus vulpecula (common brushtail)
Lineage: Eukaryota; Metazoa; Chordata; Mammalia; Diprotodontia; Phalangeridae
Product: integral membrane protein 2B-like
Exons: 1
Coding region: 23-640 (205 amino acids)
Biological process (GO): negative regulation of amyloid precursor protein biosynthetic process
Cellular component (GO): extracellular exosome; Golgi apparatus; plasma membrane
Molecular function (GO): amyloid-beta binding
Source: RefSeq, a predicted model, not a curated record
GAGAAGAGCCUGGUGUUGGUGCAUGUGUUUUGGACUUGCAUUUAUGCUCGCUGGAGUAAUCCUUGGAGGGGCAUACCUGUACAAAUAUUUUGCAUUUCAGCAGGAUGAUGUCUACUACUGUAGAAUAAGAUACAUCAAAGAUGAGUUGACCCUAAACGAGCCAGCUGCUCGCUACCAGACAACUGAGGAAAAUAUUAAGAUUCUUGAGGAAGACAAUGUUGAAUUCAUCAGUGUGCCAGUCCCAGAGUUUGCUGAUAGCGAUCCUGCAAACAUUGUUCAUGACUUUCACAAGAAACUCACAGCCUAUCUCGACCUUAACUUGGAUAAAUGCUACGUGAUUCCUCUGAAUACUUCCAUUGUAAUGCCUCCCAGAAACUUACUGGAGUUGCUCAUCAACAUCAAGGCUGGAACCUAUUUGCCUCAAUCCUACCUGAUUCACGAGCAUAUGAUUAUCACUGACCGCAUUGAAAACGUUGAUCAGUUGGGCUUCUUUAUUUAUCGGCUGUGCCACGGCAAGGAAACUUACAAAUUGCAGCGCAAAGAAACUGUUAAAGGUAUUCAAAAACGUGAAGCUGACAAUUGCGUCAAGAUCCGGCACUUUGAAAACAGUUUUGCUGUGGAGACACGCAUUUGUGCAUGAACAUAAAAUGAAAAACACAAUUCUGGUGAAAAAUUUUAAUACAGCAGUAUAAUCCCA